Messenger RNA from Selaginella moellendorffii, 2793 nucleotides. Its product is annotated as pentatricopeptide repeat-containing protein At3g12770-like. The transcript has a single exon. Gene Ontology annotation, biological process: RNA modification. Lineage: Eukaryota; Viridiplantae; Streptophyta; Lycopodiopsida; Selaginellales; Selaginellaceae. Gene Ontology annotation, molecular function: protein binding; RNA binding; zinc ion binding. The coding region runs from base 7 to 2640 and encodes 877 amino acids. The record is from RefSeq and is a predicted model, not a curated record.
GAACGAAUGAGGUGGGUCUUUUUGAAGGGGAUCUUCAGGGCCUUCCACACCAAAAGAACUCCUCCGCCAUCGUCACAGCUCGAGCUGACGACGAAGAAGAACAGCCGCGAUGCGAAAGAGGUGCUCGAGAAUUACGACAGUUUGAAGAAGCAGGGAGUGAAGCCCAGCAUUUCUCUCAUUGUCUCGGCAUUGAAGGCAUGCAGCGGUUUGAAAGACUUGAAGAAGGGCAUGAGGAUCCAUUCGGAGAUCAUAAGCAGUGGUAACGAUGGAAACAUCUUCGUUCAGAGCACACUCGUGGACAUGUAUUCCAAGUGUGGAAGCAUGGCUGAUGCCCGGCGGGUUUUCAACUCCAUGUGUCAUCCCAACGUUGUAUCCUGGACGGUGAUCAUCUCGGGGUACGUUCAGUGUGGAGAGCCGGAGACUUCUCUCAAGCUUUUCGAGCUCAUGCAGGAGAAAGGUGUGUCGCCUAACGAGCGAACAUACGUUGCUGCGAUCAGAGCCUGCUCUAGCCUUGGUACUCGAGAGGACGGAAAACAGGCUGAUGGGAAAGUCACAAAGGCUGCUAGCUUGGAGACAGGCCGGUUGAUACAUUCCCAGCUUGCGAGCAAAGGCUACGAGCGUGACGCUUUUGUUGCGAGCUCUCUCGUGGAUAUGUACUCCAAGUGUGGAAGUAUGGAGGAUGCACGGAAUGUCUUCGACAAGAUGACAAGGUGGGACUUGAUAUCGUGGACUGCAGUGAUUUUGGGCUAUUCUCGAAGCGGUGAUGGAGGACAGGCUCUGGAUUUAUUCUCGAGGAUGCAAGACGAAGGCUUUGUGCCAGAUCCUCGAACGUUUCUGGCUGCUAUCAACGCAUGCACUAGCCUUGCGGCCAAGGAAGUGGGGAAACAGGUUCAAGGAAAGCUCGUGAAAGUCGAGUGUUUGGCUAGAGGCACUACCAUCCAUUCUCAGCUUUCAAAAUUUGGACAUGACCGGUCUGAUCUAUUCGUGGCGAGUGGCUUGGUGGACAUGUACGCUAAGUGUGGCAGCAUGGUGGAUUCCCGGCGAGUUUUCGAGGCGAUGAAGCAGCGUAGCCUGGUGUCAUGGACUUCGAUCAUACUUGGCUACGCUCAGAGUGGAGAGCAACCAGAGCUGGCUCUCGAUUUGUUUACUCGGAUGCAAGCGGAAGGUUUUCAGCCCAAUGCUCGGACUUUCGUCGCUGCUUUGAAGGCCUGCUCAAGCUUGGGUGACAACAAAGAAGGCGAGAAACAGGCUACAGCGCUAGCGAAAGGACGACAAAUUCACUUGCAGCUCUCAAAGCACGGGUACGAAUCUGAUACAUUCGUCUCUAACUCUCUCGUGGAUAUGUAUGCAAAGUGUGGAAGCAUGACCGAGGCCCGUCAGGUUUUCGAAGGCAUGAAAAGCCAUACAGCGGUAUCAUGGAACGCGAUCAUCAUGGGCUACGCUCAAGCUGGCGAAGGCGAGCAGGCUCUAGAGCUCUUCUCACGCAUGAAAGAGAAGGGAUUCGUGCCUGAUGUUCCAACGUACGUCUCGGCACUCAAGGCUUGCAGCAGCCUGGCGGCUCUCGAGUCCGGAAGGAGAAUCCACGACGAGCUCAGCAGUGCUGGAUACGGAAAAGAUGACAUGGUGGUCAACUCGCUGAUCAGUCUCUACGGCAAGUGUGGCAGCCUGGUGGAAGCUCAGCAGGUGUUUGAUUCAACGUCCAAGCGGGAUUUGAUAAGCUGGAGCGCGUUGAUAGCAGGAUAUGGCUACCAGGGUGACACAAAGCAGGCUUUUGAUCUCUUCGAGAGGAUGCAAAACGAGGAACGCCUCCAGCCGGACGGUGUAACUUUCCUGUCGAUCCUCACGGCUUGCAGCCACGCCGGGCUCGUGGACAGAGGCAAGGAAUACUUCCAGGCGAUGUGCUCUGACUACGUGAUAACUCCCAGCAUCGAGCACUACACUUGCAUGGUCGACUUGCUGGGCCGGGCCAACCAUCUCGACGACGCGGUAGCGAUGGUGCGAGGCAUGCCUUACGAGCCAAACUCGACCGUGUGGAUGACGCUGCUGGGGGCUUGCCGGAAGUGGAAGAACGCAAAGAUUGGAAAGGUGGCGUUUGAGUCGCUGGUGAGGAUCGACGAGAAAGAUGGCGCGGCGUACGUUCUCAUGGCGGACACUUACGCGAGCCUCGGGUUGUGGGAGGAGAGCGCGAGAGUAAACGCGAUGAGGAGGAAUGCGAAGGCUUGGAAGAAGCAGGGACAGAGCUGGUGGGUCGAUCGUGCCGGGAAGAUCCACAGGUUUGGAGCUGGAGACUCGACGCAUCCACAGAUCGAGGAGAUUCGCGCGAGGAUGAGAGAAGUGGUGGCUCGGAUCAAGGAAGAAGGCUACGUUCCCGACGUGAGCAGUGUGCUGUAUAACAUCAGCGACGAGGACAAGGAGGCUGCGCUGUGUGGACACAGCGAGAAGCUGGCCAUCGGGUGUGCGCUCGUCAACUCGGCUCCAGGGACGAGCGUGAGGAUCGCCAAGAACUUGCGAGUUUGCGAGGAUUGUCACAAGGCCACGGAGGUUAUAUCGAGAGUGGAGCGGCGAGUGGUGGUGUGUAGAGACGCGAACAGGUUCCACGAGUUUAGAGAUGGCAAGUGCUCAUGUGGUGGAUUUUGGUGAGUGGAAAAAUGACAAGUUUUUUCACUCUUGUUCACCGUUAUGUGUUCUUCUAUUGUAGCCAAUGCAGUGCUCAAUGACAAAAAUGAGGAGUUAAUCAGAAUCCAAAUAUGUUCGAUUCCGAUUGACAAUCAACUCAAGAACAUCAAGUUGAGA